Xyrichtys novacula (pearly razorfish) is the source of this 6489-nucleotide messenger RNA. Lineage: Eukaryota; Metazoa; Chordata; Actinopteri; Labriformes; Labridae. The record is from the annotation of a GenBank genome assembly.
UGAUACGUAUAUGUCGGUGUCAUGAAUGAGGCGGUGUUACCUUGAUUUAAGUCUCAUUUUAGUUAAAGGUAGAGCUGAAAAGUUGUUACAGAGGCGCAGAUGUUCUAAGCUUGUCAGUCGAGUGUCGGUCUAUUCGCGUUUCAGACAUUUGAUAUUUUAUUAACACAGCAGGAAGUUUCUGGAAUCGACAUUUUGGGCUUUCUUCAGACACAUUAAAGAGGAGCUAACUGGAGCGAUCUGCACAUUCCUGAAGUUGACUGACUGUCGAGUUGGCAAAGGUAACGGACUGGCUGGCUAACUGUUGGCUAGCUCAUAUACAGAGACGUCCAUUCAUUAAAUCUUGUGUGUUUACUGUGUGAUAUUUAAUGGAAAGACAACUAGCAUGGUAGUAAUCCUGUUUGUGACACUGCUUUAGGGUAUUACUGCAUAUAAACACAGUAGUUAUCACGACGUGGCUGAAUUUGAAGAUACCUGGAAUAAAAAGAUGUGUUUUUUUUUUCAUGUAUCUGUGGUCCAGCUGUAAUGAAAGGCUCUUUGAUUUCAAGCAGGCUGCAACGGUGCGGCUGGUAACUAUUACAUGUGAGGACUGGAGGAGGAUUAAAGAUCAUUUAGUAAAGACAAGCCAGUUUUUUAUUAAAGAGAUUAGUUAUUUCAGAGCUUUGUUCAACAACCCAGAUCAGCCAGUGGAGGUUGUGUUUUUACAGAUUGGACGAUUUUAGAAAUGUAUGGUUGGGAAUUUGAUAGUAAAAGUAAUCACAUAGUUCAAACCCAGACUUGAGGACUUUGAGUUCACCUCUAUGGAAGUAACUGAGAAUCUGAUAUCAAUGAGGAGCAGGGCUUAGUCAGUGCCACAAGAAUAGAUGCCAGUUUUAUUCAGUACAUAUAAGAUAUGUAUGUAAAACCUUAGUGAAAGAAUUUAUGAUCUGUCAAAACAGAUCUGAGCAGGAAAAUGCAAAAUCACUCAUCAUUACAUGUUCAAUAUGGACAGACCAUAAUAAUUGAUGUUGAUACUUAUUUUAAAGUUACAAAUCACUAUUGUUAUGUUAUUUUAUCCGGCGGUCUCAUUGAGAUAAAGAUCUUUUUUACGAGAGGCCUGAGAACAUGAAACAUUCACAAUCAACCCACAACACAGGAAACAAACAAGAGGUAAAAGCAAAAGAAUCAGUUAAAACACUUACAGUGAUUAUUGAAAACAUCAGACAACAAGUAUUUAAAAUCUCCAAGAUGAAUGAAAGAGUUCAGUUUAAGAGCGGUUUGCAGCUGGAGUUGAAACCAGUUCUGCCAAUAUUAGUACUGAUAUAUGGAAUAUCUAAGGUGAGAUAGUUACUGGUUUUCUUUUAGUUACUAGUUUCUUCUCAACUGUAAAGAGGUCCAGCCAACCUUUUGACAGAGGGAACAGUGAAGAGUGAGAAAUGUGUCAUUAGUGAUGAAACGUAGUGCACUAUGAUACACAGGAUUUAACUGCUGAAGAGUUGAUGGAGCUGCAUGUUAAUACAAGAUGUCACCAUAAUCAAGGUUGUUGGUAUAAGACAAGAAAAACUACAGUAUGUCUGAGGGUUACUGAGUUUAAAAGAUUAUUUGGAUAGAGCUCGGACAGAUUUUUUGUGUGUAUGAAAUCUGUGUUUCUUUUUUUGUUUCAUCUUUUUCUCUUUCUUUCGGUAGAUGUUUCAGAUAAAGAGGAUCUGCUGCAUCGGUGCUGGGUAUGUAGGAGGCCCAACGUGUAGUGUGAUCGCCCACAUGUGUCCAGAGAUCACUGUGACCGUAGUGGAUGUCAACGAGUCCCGCAUCAAAGCCUGGAACUCAGACACCCUGCCCAUUUAUGAGGUAAAACUUUGACGUCAUUGAUUUAUCCAAGAAACGUUUGUGUGUUUGUUCUGUGUGACCUCUGGUUAAACUUGAACAAGAAGAAGGUUGAGUGCUGAUAUGCCGAGAUUUUAUUACCUGUAUCUUGAUCAGAGGUCAAAAUAGCUAUUUUGUUUUAUUAAUUACACUCAGUAUUCGUGUUUUAGUAGAUAUACUGUCUCUAGGCAACCAUUUCAGUAUCAUGGUGUUUCUGGACAACAUUACUCCAUCGUGGGCUGACUAAAACAUAAAUUAGUUCCAGGCCUCUCAGUGUCGCAAUAACCACCGCAAGGAAUUGCAUCAUUACGACUAGUGUAAGAGCAGUUUAUGAGGAGUCACUCGUAUUACAUUUGGGGCUGUCUGUGCUGUGUUUUGUCCUACGCGUUCACUGACCCACCCUCCCUGUCUCAUCUUUCCACUUCCCCCCACUCCAGCCGGGUCUGAAAGAAGUGGUUGAAUCAUGCCGAGGGAGAAAUUUGUUUUUCUCCACAGACAUAGACUCAGCCAUCAGGGAUGCAGACCUUGUCUUUAUUUCUGUGAGUCCACGCCCUAAACACAAACACUGACCCACAGUUUCUGCUGUUUGACUUGGUGAAUUUAAAUCCAUGUCUGACACGCAUGAUUAGAGUUUUAAUUUCUCCACAGGUGAACACACCAACAAAGACCUAUGGGAUGGGGAAGGGUCGUGCAGCUGACCUUAAAUUCAUCGAGGCGUGUGCUCGGCGGAUUGUUGAGGUGUCUGAUGGAUACAAGAUCGUCACAGAGAAGAGCACAGUCCCAGUCCGAGCUGCUGAGAGCAUAAGACGGAUAUUUGACGCCAACACUAAACCCAGCCUCAAUCUACAAGUGUGUUUUUACGCUCGAAUAGCAGAAUCAAAAUCUUCAAUGUGUUGCUCUGAAAAUUAUUUAAACGAUGUCUCUGCGGCAGGUACUGUCCAACCCAGAGUUCCUUGCGGAGGGAACAGCAGUGCGGGACCUGAAAGAGCCAGACCGCGUCUUGAUUGGUGGAGAUGAAACUGCAGAAGGUCAAAGGGCAAUCAAGGCACUGUGUGCUGUCUAUGAACACUGGGUCCCCAAAUCUAGAAUCAUCACCACCAACACAUGGUCAUCUGAACUGUCCAAACUGGUGUGUGCGUGCGUUCGCAGAUGUGUUAUGAUCGAACUUUUGAUUCAGUUUCAGUUCAAGUUCUUUAGGCUUUUUCUCUUUGUUUAAAAGAAAAACUAAAAAACAGAAAAUUAAAACUCCUAUUUGACGAAUGAAACCUGCAAAUGUGAAGAAAUUUUGAUGAAGAAUGACUGAACUGUUCAGAAUAAUUUAGGACUUAAUUUCUUCGGACUUACUCAUGGUUAAUACGUUCCUUUGUGUUCCUCUGAGAGUAAAUGAGGUCUGAAGUGGAGUAAUACUUUGUGUAAUCUCUGAAAAAAAAAGACUAACAUGAUGUUUGUUUUUGUAGGCAGCCAAUGCAUUCCUGGCACAGCGAAUCAGCAGCAUCAACAGCAUUAGCGCGCUGUGCGAGGCCACGGGCGCCGACGUGGAGGAGGUAGCGAAGGCGAUCGGUAUGGACCAGAGAAUAGGCAGCAAGUUCCUCAAAGCUAGCGUGGGUAAGAAACAAUGAAGGGAGCUUCUGUGUUGACUUUGAAGCUUUUUCUGUUUUCUGUCGCAUUAAUUAAUUCAAACACUUCUCAGGUUUCGGUGGAAGCUGUUUCCAGAAGGAUGUGUUGAACUUGGUGUACCUGUGUGAGGCCCUCAACCUGCCAGAGGUCGCUUCCUACUGGCAGCAGGUGAGAUGUGUGCCGGUACAGACCGUUUUUUCUUCCUCUCCCUGAAAGUAUUCUCCCUUUGAGUUCACCUUCCUCUCCUCCUCUGUUUGUGACUCUCUCAGGUCAUAGAUAUGAAUGAGUACCAGAGGCGGCGGUUUGCCUGCAGGAUCAUUGACUGCCUCUUCAACACUGUCACGGGUAAAAAGAUCGCUCUGCUGGGCUUCUCCUUCAAAAAGGACACAGGUGACACAAGGUGUGUCUCAUUCACCUUUCCUAUUCCAAUCCUCUCGUCACGCCCUUGUAAACAUCCUCGACCAUACAACUCUUUAUUUCUCCUAGACAGCUUCAUGUCAAUCAGUAACCAGUGAUCAGAAACAUUCAAAGAGCAAUUCAAACAACACUUACAAUCUGUAUACAAAUCAAAUCUGCAGUGUCACUGUUGAUCACACUUUCCUCUACAUGAACCAACCCUCAGAGCUGAACUGUGGCCCCUGAUCAAAGUUGUCGCUGAUGGGCGUGUGUGUGUGUGUGUGUGUGUGUGUGUGUGUGUGUGUGUGUGUGUGUGUGUGUGUGUGUGUUUGUUAUGCAACUCCAGGGAGUCGUCCAGUAUCUACAUUUCUAAAUAUCUGAUGGAUGAAGGAGCCAAGCUGUUUAUCUACGACCCCAAAGUGCUUAAAGAACAAAUCAUUCAUGACCUAUCGCAGCCCAGCAUCUCAGAGGACAACCCAGAAAGAGGUGAGUAACGGCACAAUGUAGCCCCGGAAAGCCCAUGUCCAUUUGUUUAUUUAGUUAUUUGUGAAAUGCGACUUGUUCUUGUUGCAAAUGAAGUCAGAGGAAACUAAUAAAAUCUCCUCAAAGCAAGUUUGUGAUGUGUGGCUGCUUGAAUAAACCUAAAGUUGUUAUUGCAUGUUUAGUAUUCAAAAUUACCAUUCACGUAAGCCAAACACAUUAAUCUAAAACUUUUUUGUAAAAUGCCAAAUUAAAAAAAGUUUAAAAAAAUGACAAUAGAAAUCACAUGGUUGAGAAAAUAAAUGUAUUGAUAAUAAUAAUGAAUUUUAUUUUAGUGAACUUCUUAUUGAACAAACAAUCUCAAAGUGCUACAGACAUAGAUUUAAAAAACUGGGUUUUUUUGGCACCUUUAAUUAAAAGUUCUACGUGUUCAUGAACAUCAUGUUCUUCACUUCUGGAAAGCAGCAAACCUCAGAGACCUAAACAUGAAGCCAAAGCCAAAAUGUUAAACCUGCAGUCCCACAAAUUACUACUUGAAGCAAGACAGAAAAAGAGCCGAACCUCAAAAUGUAAGACUUGUAAAAGAAGGUUAAAGUCUGGUACACUUUGUAUUUUCUCUUUCAUGACAAGUUUACCAAUCUUUGCUACUAAAAAACUCACUAGUCUUUAGUUUUAAGGUUUAAAGUUAUGCAGAGGAUAAUAGUUGUUGCUUCUCGGAGUGACACAUGGGUGACUCUGGUACUUAGAAGACCAAACGUGUGGGUGACUUCUCUGUGGCUUCUUCCUCUUCUGCACAGUCACUGGUAAUGAGUCAUUGGUUCCACAUUUUCAGGGGUUAGUCUGAAUAAUCCCAAAGUGUAAUCAGACUCUCAGUUCAACAUGUUUUGUGGAUACAGGGCUGUAGUAUUCACUAAGGUUACUCAGUGGGACUCUUAGGCUGAUAAAAACUUGUUUGUUUGUUUUUUGUUUCUUAGUGUCAGAGCUGGUGACUGUGACCUCCGACCCUUAUGAGGCCUGCCAGAGUGCUCAUGCGUUGGUCAUCUGCACAGAGUGGGACAUGUUCAAGGUCAAAAUCCAACUUUGUCAGCAAACAUCCUUCAAAUUUCUAAACCCUACCACUGCGUGAGCACUCACUACCCUCUUCUCUACCACAGGAGCUGGAUUAUGAAAAGAUUUAUAAGAAGAUGCUGAAGCCGGCCUUCAUAUUUGAUGGUCGCAGAGUGCUGGAUCACCUCCACGCUCCCCUCCAAAACAUCGGCUUUCAGGUGAGAAUACAGAAAUCAAACCCAAGUGAAACGGUGGAUUGUGCAGACCCCUCAUAAAUUCAGUCAGUGGAAGUCAGCUGAUGCUUUUAUCACAUUGCUCCGGUCUCUAUUCACAGAUCGAGACCAUCGGCAAGAAAGUCACAGCAACAAGAAUCCCGUACACCCCGGCAGGCGUUGGUCCUCGCAUUGCUGUCAGUGAACCUCCAACCAAGAAAGCCAAAGUCUAAAACUUACUUCACCCGCCUCAAUCACACGACACAAACACAUUCCUCUCUCUGCCUUUACAUUGCUGGUGAAAUGUUUCAUACAAGCCUGGUUUGCUGCUUGGUUCAUGCCUUAUUAAGACUGUAUGAUCAGCUGCUCCCUACAGGAGGUCCGAAGAGAGGAUGAAGUCGAGCCUACAAUCCAAAUUUGAGUAAAUGUGAUCCUGAAUGUGCUUGAAUCUUUUGAUGAAGCUUGAGGAUGAACAGAAACAAUUAAUUUUAUACAUUUCAUGUCCAAUAGUAUUUCAGAUGCAGGUAUACUCAGAGCUGUCUGUUUUAGUCCAUCUUAAAUCAACUCUAUGUGAGUCUUUCUUACAGUAUUUACUAUAUAAUCAAGUAUUAUCGCUAAAUUUUAUACUGUUUUUUAAAAUAUUUUUAUAAAUCAUCUCACUGUAUGUCAAUCUGUUUUUUUCCCAGUAUCAGCUGCUGUUCACUAAAAUUGCCUUUGCAAUAAAAUGUGAUGCAUCUUUUAAUUAGUGCCUGUUUAUUAAUAUGAGAUUCCAAACAUUACAUUUAUGAUAAAACAGCAAAAUAUGACCAGUAAGUUUGGAGUGAAACUAACAUGUUCGCAACACUUUAUCUUGAACAGUAUGCAAAAACAUCUUUGACAAUAAAAAUAAUCCGUUUUU